Coffea arabica (coffee) is the source of this 1365-nucleotide messenger RNA. NCBI's taxonomy places the organism in Eukaryota, Viridiplantae, Streptophyta, Magnoliopsida, Gentianales, Rubiaceae. The record is from RefSeq and is a predicted model, not a curated record.
UCCUAUAUACAACUCCCUUGGCCACAUCAAUCAGUCACCAGAUUUAAUUGCAAAAAAUGAACACCAAGGUUUGCGUCACGGGAGCUACAGGCUAUCUCGGUUCUGCCCUCGUUCACAAGUUGCUGGAAAAAGGUUAUGCCGUCCAUGCUACUCUCCGGAAUUUAGGUGAUGCAUCAAAGACAGGGCUGCUCAAAGCUCUUCCCCACGCAGACACAAGACUCUUAUUGUUUCAGGCAGAUAUCUACAAUCCUGAUGAGUUUGGUCCUGCUAUUCAAGGCUGCCAGGUGGUUUUCCACGUUGCCACUCCCUUGCAGCACGACGCCUCCAGCUCUCAGUAUAAGAAUACUUGUGAGGCAGCUGUUGCUGGGGUGAAGGCCAUUGUUGCAUCCUGCAUCAAAUCAGGAACUGUGAAGCAACUCAUCUACACUGCCUCUGUUGUAGCAUCAUCAGCAUUGAAGGAUGAUGGAUCAGGCUACAAGGACACAAUCGAUGAAUCCUGCUGGACUCCUCUCAAUGUCUCCUAUAGAUGCGCCACAGAUUUAUUAACUGCAUAUGUACGGUCAAAGACAUUGGCCGAAAAAGAAGUGCUGAGAUACAACGAUGAGAAGAAAUUAGAGGUGGUGAGUCUUGUUUGUGGACUCGUUGGAGGAUACAAAUUUCAAUCCUUGAUAGGCGAAAGCAUGAGAGUGCUAGUAUCCCAAGCUACCAAAGACAAGAUGAGGUAUCAAUCUCUCAGGUGUUUGGAGGAAGUGAUUGGAAAAAUUCCAGUUUUGCACAUUGAAGAUGUUAUUGAUGCCCAUAUCUUCUGCGUGGAAAACCCGGGCUUCACAGGCAGAUUUCUAUGUGCUUCUGAUCUUCUAAAAUCAGAGGAGAUUGCAACGUUGAUUCAAAGUUGUUGCUCAGAAAGCAAAAUUCCCGAUGAGCAAAAAAAUGACUUGGCAAGUUUGUUUGUGGCCACACGAUUUACAGCUAGCGUUGCUGGGGGACUGGGUCUAUCCAAGUAUUUGCCUAAUGCAAAUUGUGGGUGUGUGCGUGCGUGCUGGCAGACGAAGUUCAUUGAGGAUUCGAAUAGAGAUAUUAGAUGGGGCUCCUCAAAGCUGGAGGAAUUGGGCUUUCGCUACAAAUAUGACGCUAGGGUGACCCUAAUUGACUCUCUUCAGUAUUUCAGGGUUCCACGGGAGAGUUCCUAAAACACUACCAUAUAAGCAUGUCAUUUCUAGUAAGGUUGAGAAAUCCCACCCAACAAGUAAGGUGAAUUUUAUGGUCCCUUUUGGGAACCAUUUUAUCAACUUGUAUCUCUCAUUAAAGAUAAAUGACCAUUUAAUAAUGUUUAAACUAGAGGUCAAUAGCACUUCUUUCACUAUC